Molecule: messenger RNA, 1224 nt
Organism: Acanthocheilonema viteae
Lineage: Eukaryota; Metazoa; Nematoda; Chromadorea; Rhabditida; Onchocercidae
Source: the annotation of a GenBank genome assembly
AUUUGGGAGGAUUACAAGUUAAAAUGGGAUCCUCGAGAAUAUGGCGGCAUUAAGGAUUUGCAUUUUCCGGGUGGUAAUUCACAAAUAUGGAGGCCUGAUAUAUUAUUGUAUAACAGUGCUGACGAUAAUUUCGAUUCAACUUUCAAAAGCAAUUUAUUAGUGUACAGCAACGGAGAAGUGAAUUGGAUACCACCCGGUAUUUUGAAAUUCAGUUGUAAAUUGGAUAUUACCUGGUUUCCAUUUGACGAUCAAGUGUGUGGACUGAAAUACAUGACCCUGCAAAAGCAUCUUUAUCGUACUUUACUUAACCAACUACAACAAGUUUCUUUAAAGUUUGGCUCAUGGACACAUAAUGGAUUCGCGUUAGAUUUACAAAUUGAUGCGGAUGAUAGUAAUUCAACGCAUCAAAUGGAUAUUAGUGAUUAUGUGCUAAAUGGUGAAUGGGAUUUAAUUGCAACGCCAGCUGUACGUAGUGUUAAACGUUUUGUAUGCUGUCCGGAACCUUAUCCAACAAUUAUAUUUUAUAUGCAUAUCCGUCGUAGAACUCUGUACUAUGGCUUCAAUUUGCUUAUACCAAGCUUGCUAAUCUCUUUGAUAACUAUGCUUGGUUUUACAUUACCACCAGAUGCCGGAGAAAAGAUUACAUUAGAAAUCACAAUUCUACUGUCCAUUUCAUUCUUUUUGAGUAUGGUUGCUGAAAUGACACCUGCAACUAGCGAAGCUGUACCAUUAAUCGGAGUAUUUUUUUCAUGCUGCAUGUUGGUUGUGUCAGCAUCUGUCGUUUUCACCGUCGUCGUAAUUAAUUUACAUUUUCGGACACCCGAAAGUCACAUUAUGACGCCACUUGUUCGACGGAUAUUAUUGGAAUGGCUCCCAUGGUUAUUAAUGAUGUCACGACCUGGUACUGUAUACAGUUGUGGUAAAGCAUUAACAGAAUCGGAAACAAGCAGUAGAACGAAAGAAGAUGAAUAUAAUCCGUUUGUUGAAGAAAUUUUAUCGGGAAGAAAUGCUUCUGAUGCACAAAUCUUAUUGCUUCAUCAGCUUUAUUUAAAAUUGAAACAGAUCACUGAUCAAAUGAAAGAAGAUGAAGAAACAGAAAGUUUACGAAAUGAUUGGAAAUUCAGUGCGAUGGUUGUUGAUCGAGCAUGUCUUAUUUGUUUCUCAUUAUUUACUACACUAUCAACGUUUUCUAUUAUACUUAGUGCUCCACAUUUAACUGUAUGA